CUUCAUACUCCAUGACACUCUCCAGACUUGUCAUAUGAUACCCAAUGUUUACCGCACACCGUCCACCUGAUCAUCUACUGGCGCUGUGUAGUAGACUCUUUUCUGAGGAUCUUCACACCCUCCUCUGCCUUCUCGGUAGCCCGGUCUGUGCCCGGUCUCCGUCUAACGGGGUCAAAUAGCCGCAGUGCCAGGCCCCAGCUGAUUCAUUCCAAGUCGUUGCUGACCCUCGAUAUCCAGAACGUCUCCGGCUUCUUGACUGAGUACUCUUGACUCUCUCUUUGAUGGCCAGCUGACGAGCACAGCGAGACGGUGUCUGCCUGUGCAGCACGCCGUUGUAGCUGUUGUUCUUUCCUUUUCUCGCCCUUCCCUUCACUUUGAGACCCGCUCCUGCCUGCAGUCACCAUGCCGAAGUCAUAUGUCUCUUUUCAGGAGCCCGGUGAGGAUGAUGACCUCGAGUAUUUUGCUCCUCGUCCAGCAACCACGCCCUCUUCUCCAGGAGUCGCCCGCAGACGAGCACCUUCGAUCUCUGCACCCGAUAUAGAACGCCGCUUACUGCCCUCCCUGAUCAUGACCUCUACACCAAAUGAGACGUCCGAGCUGCUCGGCGGCAGCCAUCACUCCUCCAUGCGGAGGUACACAGACAACCUGAUGGAUUCCCUGCAUUCGAGGCAGCUUUCAAGAGUGAACAGUGUCAGUGGCAGUUUAAGGAGACGAAGAAUCUACAGUGCUCUGCCGUCGGGCCAGACGAGCCCUGCAUGGGUGCGGAAUUCUGGCCUGCGUACACCCAAGUUACAUCAAUCCUUGAUGGGUUCAAUAUCGAAAGAUGAUCGCUUGUGGUACGACCAGUUUACUUCUACAGACUGGGUACAUGACAGUAUUGCCGACGGAUUCAGAGUACUGGAACUGAAAAAGAAGAAAGGACUUCGUGGCCGCCUGCUUCUUCUCUUCGACUCGGCUCAAGGCUGGAUCCUUGUUGCUUUGAUCGGAGUCAUCACCGCGGGUAUAGCAUACUUUGUGGAUGUGACUGAGUCGGCCAUCUUUGACAUCAAAAGAGGCUUCUGUCGAGGUGCCUGGUAUCUUGGAAGGGUCAAAUGCUGUUCUGGCGAGCGUAAUUGCAACGGAUGGCGGACAUGGUCGCAACUCAUACACCCGUCUGGAAUCGAUGAGCAGUCUAUUGACUUUCUGGCAUUCGUCCUCGGUUGCCUAGUGCUAGCGUCUCUGUCUUGCUUUCUCACCCUGUACUCCAAGACUGUUGUGCCCUCUCAAAUCGCCUCGACAUUCGACGAAGACCUCAGUGCAAUGAAAACGAGUAAAUACAAUGCGGAGAACGAAGAAGCGAAGAGUGCCAAUGCGCAGUCACUUGCCAACGAUACUCCGCCACCGAAUGUCUACUAUUCUGCCGCCGGAAGUGGUGUUGCAGAAGUCAAAGUUAUCUUGAGCGGCUUUGUUCUGCACGGAUACCUCGGUCUACGAGUACUCUUGAUCAAGACAGCGGCUCUCAUUCUGAGCGUAGCCUCCGGUAUGAGUCUAGGGAAAGAAGGCCCGUAUGUCCAUAUUGCCACAUGCGUCGGCAAUAUCGCUUGUCGAUUGUUCUCGAAAUACAACCUCAACGACGGUAAGCGACGAGAAGUCCUUUCUGCUAGUGCUGCAGCCGGUGUUGCUGUUGCAUUUGGCUCUCCUCUGGGCGGAGUUCUUUUCAGUCUUGAGGAAGUCAGCUAUUAUUUCCCUCCGAAGACCUUGUUCCGCACCUUUUUCUGUUGCAUCGUUGCGGCGCUGUCCUUGAAAUUUCUAAACCCCUAUGGCACUUCGAAGAUUGUCCUGUUUGAAGUCCGUUAUGUCACGGAUUGGAAUUUUUUUGAGCUCUUCAAUUUUGCACUGCUCGGCAUAGCAGGGGGUCUUGCAGGAGCACUUUUCAUCAAAGCAUCUCGAUUCUGGGCGACCACAUUUCGCAGAAUAAGAGUCAUCAAAAGCUAUCCGAUGCUGGAAGUACUACUGGUGGCACUCGUUACCGGUCUCAUCAGCUUUUGGAACCGAUACACUCGGCUUGCUGUCACGGAAUUACUCUUCGAGUUGGCGAGUCCUUGCAACAAGGAGAGCACUAGUGGACUGUGUCCAAAAGAAGACGAAAUUCUGUCCGUCGUCGGCUACCUUUGCGUUGCGUUUGUCAUCAAGGCCUUCCUUACCAUCAUCACAUUCGGCAUCAAAGUUCCCGCAGGCAUUUACGUUCCAUCGAUGGUUGUUGGUGGUCUAAUGGGCCGCACGCUGGGUCAUUUUACGCAAUAUGUUGUUUUGAAAUCUCCAGACUUCUUCUUGUGGGGCGGGUGUCAUCAGUCUGGAGACUUGGAAGCUUGUGUUACUCCUGGUGUGUAUGCUCUUGUGGCCGCAGGUGCUACCAUGUGUGGAGUGACGCGUUUGUCGGUCACACUGGCGGUCAUUCUGUUCGAGUUGACUGGUAGUCUGGACCAUGUGUUACCAUUUUCCCUGGGAGUCUUGUGCGCCAAAUGGACGGCAGAUGCUGUCGAGCCGCUCAGCAUAUACGACCUUCUGACGGACAUGAACUCGUACCCCUAUCUCGACAACAGAAGCAGUCCUGUGUUCGACUCGGAGCUCGGGGAUAUCACACCACGAUUCCGACGAGACAAAGUUAUCGACAUCACAAUCUCGCCAUUAGUCAAGGCGAGCGAUCUUCGUGCCAAACUUCGACGACUGCAGCAACUUGGCGAGCUUGAUGGUGGUCUGCCUAUCAUCAGAGACAAGAUUCUCGUGGGUCUCAUUCCAGCGCCAGACCUUGAAUUUGCAUUGGACAGAAUUGAAGAUGAGGACACGGCUAUGUGUGUCUUAUCCACCCAAGAUCAUGCGCACAGCAACCAUCAUCGAUACUGGGAAGCCUUCAACGAGGCGGGGUACGAUUCUGGCCGUGAAAGUUCAGAGGGUGAGGAGACAUCAAGUCCCAAUCCGGUUGAUAUGACUCCGUACAUCGACCCAGCUCCGGUGGCUUUGGACAUGCAUUCGCCUAUGGACCUCGUGUAUCAGUGUUUUGUCAAGCUAGGAUUAAGAUACAUCUGUGUUCUGAAUGACGGAGAGUACCGCGGCAUGGUGCAUAAAAAGGCUUUUGUGAGAUAUGUCAAAACAAUGGAGCAUUCGAGUAUUUAGUGGAAGAGAAAAUCAUGAGCGAAGGUUCAUUGGAAGAAAGAUCCGAAGAAGAGCACACAUCCAGGACAGAUGGGAGGAUAUUCGGAAACUCAGGCUUUAGAGACGGUAAGAUCGUCGGGGAAAAGAUACGCUGGGACGCUGGCCACGCUGGCCUGUCUAGCAUAUCCUUUCAGAGGCUGCGUCGCGGGCUGUCGACUCUUUCGCUGGAGCACACUCGGAAAGACUAUCUUGUUAUUCACGAAACAUGGAACGGGGCAGGCGUGUUGUUAGCAUGAGCAUAGCGUGAAAACGAGCAUGAUACACCUACUUGUUCGUUCUGAGGCGCACCCAAGGUGUACCGCGUUCUCAAGAAUGAGCACUUUACUAUGAGGAUGAAUGGGUCCAAGCUGCUGGGUGUUUCACUGCCGAAUGUUCCCCGCUAUAUGCGGCACUCCUUACUGUGAUAUUCGUUUUUUAUCCGCACAUGUACGGGAGAGGAAAUGGAUCAGAAAGUUGGCCGGUCACGCUUGGUUCU
Molecule: messenger RNA, 3667 nt
Organism: Exophiala xenobiotica
Lineage: Eukaryota; Fungi; Ascomycota; Eurotiomycetes; Chaetothyriales; Herpotrichiellaceae
Exons: 1
Coding region: 403-3153 (916 amino acids)
Biological process (GO): chloride transport; transmembrane transport
Cellular component (GO): membrane; Golgi apparatus; early endosome
Molecular function (GO): voltage-gated chloride channel activity
Source: RefSeq, a predicted model, not a curated record